Messenger RNA from Vigna unguiculata (cowpea), 2881 nucleotides. RefSeq lists its product as uncharacterized. Gene Ontology annotation, biological process: protein phosphorylation. The record is from RefSeq and is a predicted model, not a curated record. Lineage: Eukaryota; Viridiplantae; Streptophyta; Magnoliopsida; Fabales; Fabaceae. Gene Ontology annotation, molecular function: ATP binding; protein kinase activity; protein binding.
AUAGAUAUUUGAAUAUGAAUGAAGGAAUUAUGGGAAAGUGUGUUUGCAGUUUGGUGCUUAUGGCCUUCUGUAUGAUGCCUGAGCUAGCAUCUGUGUUUGGUGCCACCAUCCCUUCUUCUUCCAUCAAUCAGGAACGAGAGGCUUUGCUCAACAGCGGUUUGUGGAAUGAUUACCGUAAUAUCUCUGACCAUUGUGAUUGGAAGGGUAUCUCUUGCAAUGAAGCUGGAAGUGUUACUGCUAUUGACAGUUGGUACAUGAAGACUCCUUCAUCACAAGAAUUGCUUUGGAUAGAUAAGUUGAACUUCACUGCCUUCCCCAAUUUAGAGCAUCUGCGUCUAACUGGAAUGGGUCUGAAAGGAAGCAUCCCCACACAAAUAACCACACUUACUAACCUUAGCUAUCUCGUCUUGUCUAACAAUCAUCUCCAUGGUUCAAUACCACCGCAACUUGGCAACUUGACACAAUUGCAAGUUUUAUCUCUCUCUAGGAAUUCUCUAGCAGGUUUUAUCCCAUCUACAUUGGGUCAAUUGAUCAAUUUGCAAUAUCUUUCUCUUGAAUCAAACAAACUUCAAGGUUCAAUACCACCGCAACUUGGUAACUUGACACAAUUAAAUCUCUUAUCUCUCUCUGGGAAUUCUCUAGCAGGUUUAAUCUCAUCUACAUUGGGUCAAUUGAUCAAUUUGCGAACUCUCUACCUUGAUUCAAACAAACUUCAAGGUUCAAUACCACUACAACUUGCUAAUUCCACACAUUUGCUGGAAUUAAUUCUCUCUAAUAAUUCGCUAACGGGUUCAGUCCCGUCUACUUUUGGUCAACUCAAGAACUUGGAAGCUCUUUAUCUGGAUUCAAACAAACUUGAAGGUUCAAUUCCAUAUACUUUGGGUCAAUUAGAGAACUUGAAGCUUUUCUUCCUUCAAUAUAACCAAAUUACUGGUCCUAUACCACAAGAAUUUGGAAAUUUAAAAGUUUUACAAAGUUUACAUCUCUCAAAUAAUUCCCUCAACGGUUCAAUUCCUUCUACUUUAGGUGGGUUGGUGAGUUUGGUAUACCUCUACCUUGAUUCUAAUCAAAUACAAGGCCACAUACCCGAAGAAUUAGGAUAUCUAACCAAAUUACAAGUUUUGCAACUUUCUCAUAAUAAGAUUUCAGGCUUAUUACCUCCAAGACUUUUGCAAAUGGAAAAAAUGUCCUCUUUAUAUCUCUCGUCAAAUCAGUUAUGUGGUUCAAUCUCAUUAAAAACCAUGAAAUGUCCGUAUGAUACAAUUGAUUUGAGCCAUAACUUAUUUAAUGGAAGCAUAACCUCUCAAAUUGGUUGCAUAACUGACCUUAGUCUGAGUCAUAAUUUUCUUGUUGGGGAGAUUCCAUUUCUUUUUAGAAGAAGCUUCAUACUUAGUCGAUUGGAUCUUAGUUAUAAUAAUUUUUCAGGCAAAGUACACAAGGAACUUGCUAGUCUAUCAUACAUAAAUCUUGCAUACAAUUCCUUUGACUUCUCACAAGACCUUGACUCAAAAUCAAAGGUACCAGACUACUGUUAUUUUCAGGAAGACUCAUUAAUCAAUGAUCAUCACAUGCCGAAUUUUUCAUACUGCCACUUGGUUUACAAAACUGAUCUUCAAACCAGAAAAAGUAAGCUAAGUAUUAUGUUGGUUGUUAUUCCCAUCAUUUUCUUCAGCCUUUUAGUACUACUUUUAAUAUUAUAUUUCCUAAGAUCUAUUCCUAAGAAAAAAUGUGAAGAAAUAUCAACAAAGAAUGGAAACUUUUUUUCUGUAUGGAACUAUGAUGGAAAAAUUGCAUUUAAAGAUAUCAUUGAAGCAACUGAAGACUUUGACCUCAAGUAUUGUAUUGGGACAGGCGGAUAUGGCAGUGUCUAUAGAGCACAAUUGCCUAGUGGAAACGUUGUAGCAUUAAAAAAACUCCAUCGAAUCGAAUCUCAAAAUCCAUCUUUCGACAGAAGUUUUCGCAAUGAGGUGAAGAUGUUAACAGAAAUUCGUCAUAGAAACAUUGUAAAGCUUCAUGGAUUUUGCCUCCACAAUCAAUGCAUGUUUCUUAUCUAUCAGUACAUGGAAAGAGGUAGUUUAUUUUAUAUUUUGAACAAUGAUGUGGAAGCUAAGGAGUUGAAUUGGAGUAAGAGGGUAAAUGUGAUUAAAGGGAUGGCACAAGCUUUAUCCUACAUGCAUCAUGAUUGUACCACACCAAUUGUUCAUCGAGACGUAACAAGUAGUAAUGUUCUAUUAAACUCACAAUUAGAGGCUUGUGUCUCAGACUUUGGCACAGCUAGACUCCUUGAUCCUGAUUCUUCAAAUCAAACCUUGGUAGUCGGGACUUAUGGCUACAUUGCCCCAGAGCUUGCUUAUACAUUAAGAGUGACAGAAAAAUGUGAUGUUUAUAGUUUUGGGGUGGUGACUUUGGAAACAUUAAUGGGAAAACAUCCUAGAGAGAUAAUAUCAACUUCAUCAAAUCCAACUACUCAAAAUAUGUUGGUGAAAGAUCUCUUGGAUUCACGUCUUCCUCUUCCUAUUCAGAAAGAUGCUGAAGAUAUAAGUCUUGUGAUAAAUGUAGCAUUAUCAUGUUUGUGCUCUAAAUCAAACUUGAGGCCAUCAAUGCAACAAGUGACUGAGAAACUCUCUGGUUUCAAAUUCCUAUUAGAUUUGCCUUUCCAGGAAGUUUUUAUCCAUCAAGUGAUGAGCCAAGAUAUAUUUCAUCUUUCAUCCAAUUUUCAAGAAUGAAGUCUAGUGAGCCAAAGUCAAGGAAGUAACAAUCUUUUGCAUAUUUAGACAAGUAAGAAUUUAUCCUUCAUUGAAUGCAAAAAAUUUAGGUCAUUUUGCUUUUCUAGUUUACAUUAACAAAUUCAUUGUCAAUUUGACUUACCUUUAUUUGUUUA